Peronospora matthiolae is the source of this 384-nucleotide messenger RNA. The record is from the annotation of a GenBank genome assembly. Lineage: Eukaryota; Oomycota; Peronosporomycetes; Peronosporales; Peronosporaceae.
AUGGCAGCGCCGACGCGAGAACUUAAAGCAUGGCUAGAGGAGUGGCCGGCGGUGCGCGAGCUCGUAGACGAGUUGGUGCUGAGUCUCAAGCGCAGGCAAUUGAUUGGCUCGUACGAGACAGCUCGAAUGACGACUCGCGUCCUGUGCAAAGUGCUCGAGACAGCCAAGUGGACGACGGCCGGGGAGAUCCUGGAGAAGAUCCAUCAGCUGGGACACAUGCUCACUAAAGCCAACGCCCACGAGCUGGUUAUUGGCAACGUGGUGCGUCGUGUGCUCUACAUUAUCCGGGAAGAGCACUCGAACGCUCUGAAGCUCUCGUUGGCUAAUGCUGCCGAUGACAGCGCAGUUGCACCCCCCCGUAGCAGCCCCUUCCUCGAGUCAUAG